AUGACUGAUAUCUGGGACAGUGCAAGGGGCAGUGAUAUAUGGGAACUGGUUGAAUAUCCUGAUCCAUCCUCUGUGCAGUAUAGCACAAUGUCACCGUUUCAAGGUCAGCCAGAAAACAAUUCAAUCUUAAUCUCGAGUACAAACAGCGAUACUGCAGUCUCCACGGCAUCUUUCUCAACAUGGGAUCCAGAUGUUCUAGCUAAUGACUGUACAGACUCGGAUAUCUCUUCAGACCACGAGAUGCAUUCCAACAGUGGCAACGACGACGAUUCUGACUGGGAAGAUGUCACGGAGGAUAGUGGUUAUUGCAGGUUUCAGUCUGCUGAUCCAGUGGCCGAGAUGCUGGACUCAGUUGUGCAAAGUGGGGUGCUUCCAAGAGAACACAUAUUCUACAAGCUUGUUUCUGGUGCACUAGAAUAUGUUUCGUAUGACCAUUCGAAGGAAGAGAAAUACCGGUGGGACCCCACUCUGGUAUGCUGGGCUAGAUCACUUCUUCGACUUGGUAAAAGUCGAACAUUCAAUUUUUGUUCGAGGACCUGGUGGUUUCAAUGCCGGCAAGGACAAAAGAACACACACGUCAAGCAAACCCAUCGAUUUCAGCAGAUUUGGAAUUCCUUUGCCGAGCAAACGAACAUUGCGUUGCAACAAACCUGGCUUUACUACUCCAAGUGGCAUUAUUAGAAACCUCCUUACGUCCAUUCUGAGGAUUGCCGAUUCACAAAAUGCAUGUUGCUAUGUCAAUAGUUCUACCAUCAAAGCAAUUGCAAUUUCCUUGAUGAGAGAUGGUCUUGGCCUUAAACCUAGCCUCGAAUUCCAUGAAAGAAAGAAGGUUCUUGUUGGUUCAACAAAAAAGAUAGAUAUUGAUUAUGUAAGAAAGAAUCCUGCACCAAAUCCUUCGGAACUAAAACAAAGUAUGAUUAAAGAUGCAGACAUUUCCGUUGUUACAACUGUUGACAGAAAGACCAGUCUUCCCAUUGGGGUUUAUUACGAAGCAGCAGGUCAAACUGGAGAGGAAGUGCUGGCUGAAGUUGAAGAAAUUGGUGGACAUUUACAAACCUCUUACCUGUCUUGA
Molecule: messenger RNA, 1072 nt
Organism: Porites evermanni
Lineage: Eukaryota; Metazoa; Cnidaria; Anthozoa; Scleractinia; Poritidae
Source: the annotation of a GenBank genome assembly